AUGCUGAGGUCCAUAACGCGGCCGUUAUCCUUCCACAAUAUUCAUGCCCUAAGAAUACUUGCAUCCCAUCCUCCGAUCAAAGGACCGCCUACAGCCGGGCGUCUUGGGAGAAACGUCUCAACGUCUGCGGUUCGCAAUGCGACAUACAGGCGCUUUGGAGACCGCAAGCCAGAGCCAAUAGCCGAAGCCGUUGGUGGUGGGACGGCACCACGGUCCCGGCCUCGUCUACGCUACCAGAUAUUGAUGGGCUUGGGAGGCGCCGCAGGAUUGUACUAUGUGACACACUUAGAGCGCGUACCGGAGACCGGUCGUCUACGGUUCAUGGAUAUCUCUCCCAAGUUCGAGGAAAUGUUGUGGUCGGAAUCAUAUGGUAGCAUGGUGAACGAAUAUAGAGGAAAGAUCCUCCCGCCAAACCACCCUCUCGUCCGCCGUGUCCAUGCCGUCGCCUCAAGGAUACUCGAGGCCAACAAUCUGGGUACUUUACACGCAGUCGGUGCGGACGAGUCGAUGUCGAUGAAGAGCAUACUAUUCGGGAGGAAACGAGACGCCUCGGAAGGAUGGGACGCCCCUGCCUCGUCGGAUAACGUGAAAGGCGGUCUAGCGCACAAGGAGUGGCACCUCAUCGUCGUUAAUGACCCCAAGAUGGUGAACGCGGCGGCAGCACCUGGGAGCAUCGUCGUGUUCACCGGUAUACUUCCCGUGGUCCAAGACGACGAGCAUCUGGCCGCAGUGCUCGGACACGAGGUUGCCCAUGUCGUUCUGCGUCACAGCGCCGAAAGCAUGUCUUCCAUGCGCAUCGCUUUCCUUAUAGCGCUCGCUAUCGACCUAAUGGUCGGCGCACACGGCGCCGGAGGAUUACUCACAUCCUUAAUUAUGAACCUUCCGAACUCCCGGAAGAAGGAACUGGAAGCUGAUCAGGUCGGACUCCGACUUGCCGCGAACGCCUGUUUCGAUCCCAAGGCUGCUCCGGAGGUCUUUGAGCGACUGGGUGAACUAGAGCGCAAGAUGGGCAUGUCCGGCAUGGACAUACUGCAGACGCAUCCUGCCUCAGACAAGCGCGUUCAGGCGUUGAAAGCGCGUCUCCCCGAAGGCUAUUCCAUAUUGUCUGCCAACCCUUCCUGUGCGGAGACGCGUAGCCAUUUCACCUCGUUCAAGGAGUUCUUCCGGUCUUCUGCGCCUGCCGUUCAAGAAGCUCCCAUGCCUGUUCCAGUAUCUUCAGUCGGCGCCUCCUUCCCAGACGUUCACGUGGAUCAUCAAGAGAGGCCAACACCUCGCAACUCUAGGCCGCCUCUUCCAUCGUCAGUUUCUGAACUCGACUUGCGAUUCGUCGUCCAGCGCGUGAGGAUGGAGCGGCCGCCGUCGGAUGAUAGCGAGAGAAGGGCAUACAUCACCGAAGCCGUGAAGAAAGGGGAAGCCCUCUUUACUGACCCAAACCCAUUGCCCGCGGCUGUAUAUCUUUACCGUGCUCUACGGGCACACCCCGACCCGUCUCGAGUGUUAGAGACGUACCGGCGCCAGGUUCCGGAACCAGUAUAUGCGGUUGUGGUCCGUCUGGCCGAGAUGACAUAA
Molecule: messenger RNA, 1569 nt
Organism: Peniophora sp. CBMAI 1063
Lineage: Eukaryota; Fungi; Basidiomycota; Agaricomycetes; Russulales; Peniophoraceae
Source: the annotation of a GenBank genome assembly